UGCCGGUAAGAGCCGCUGAGCGACUCCGCUCCGGGUGUUCCCGCCGCCCGGUCCUCUCCACUGAACUCCAACCCCCGCGCUCUCUAUCAGCAUCUCAUUCCUGUCUCAAUAUGUCUCAAGAUGGCGGCCAAUGCAGGAUCGAUGUUUCAAUAUUGGAAGCGCUUUGACUUACAACAACUACAGAAAGAACUAGAUGCCACCGCCACACAGCUUGCCAACAGACAGGACGAGAGUGAACAGUCCAGGAAGAAACUAAUCGACCUGAGCCGCGAGUUCAAGAAGAAUACACCAGAGGAUUUACGGAAACAAGUUGCCCCUUUGCUCAAGAGCUUCCAAGGAGAGAUUGAUGCGUUGAGUAAGAGAAGUAAGGAAGCGGAGGCCGCCUUCUUGAACGUGUACAAGAAAAUAAUCGAUGUUCCAGAUCCUGUACCUGUGUUGGAGCUGGCUCAGCAGCUGCAGCUGAAGCUCCAGAGGAUGCAUGACAUUGAGACAGAGAACACCAAACUUCGAGAGACACUGGAGGACUAUAACAAAGAGUUUGCAGAAGUCAAAAACCAAGAGGUGACCAUUAAGGCCUUGAAGGAGAAAAUUCGGGAGUACGAGCAGUCUCUGAAAAAUCAAGCUGAAAACCUGGCCCAGGAGAAGCACCUUCAACUACACAACGACUAUGCAGAGAAGGAGAGGAAACUCCAGGAGAGUCAGGACUCGAUGUCCUCGAGGUUGGAAGAGGCCGAACACAAGGUCCAGUCCCUACAGACAGCACUUGAAACAACUCAGGCCGAGCUCUUUGAUUUGAAGACAAAGUAUGACGAGGAAUCCACAGCAAAGGCCGAUGAGAUUGAGAUGGUGAUGACAGAUCUGGAAAGAGCCAAUCAGCGAGCAGAAGCAGCACAGAGAGAGGCAGAGUCACUCAAAGAGCAGCUGUCCCUGGGUAACCAACCCCAGCAGCUAAGCAGCCCGACCAAAGCCGACCCCGACACGGAACAGGCAGCGGAGGUGGCAUCCCACUCAAGUCUGGAGGCGGAGCUCAGGGCCAAAGAAAGGGAAACCGCUCAGCUGGUGGAGGACGUCCAGAGACUGCAGGCCAGCCUGACCAAACUCCGAGAGACCACCAGCUGCCAGAUUACACAGCUGGAGCAACAGCUCAGCAGCAAGACUGCCGUUCUUAAGGAGCUGGAGGAGAAGCUGCAGAAGCAAGCUGACUAUGACGAGGUGAAGAAGGAGCUGAGUAUCCUCAAGUCUAUGGAGUUUGGAACAUCAGAAUCUGUACAGGACUCGUCCAAACCUCUGGACGUGCUGUUGCUAGAGAGGAACCGUAGUCUUCAGUCCGAGAGCGCCGCUCUGCGUAUCGCCAACACCGACCUCAGUGGGUCAGCCGGGCGAAAAGGGACAGAAGAGUCCUCAACGAAGGAGGAGGCCAUGCCCAGCGAUCCCUCUUCUUCGCCCCCUCCUCCCCCUCCUUCUCUUCCUUCCUCCUCCCAGCUCCCCCUGUCUCGCAGUCAUGCGGACACCCUCAACACUGCCACCACCACCAGCAGCGGUGAAGCACACCCUUUCACUCCAACGGGCAUUGGACAGGACUUCUACUCCCCUGUGUUUCCCCUGGUGGGUGGUAAGAUGGCUUUGAACUCCCUAAUUCAGCGGCAGCUGCUCCAGACCUUCUACUCCAAAGCUUUGCAGGAGUCAUCUGGAAUCCCCAGUGGGGCUCUACUGUUCACCCCCUUCACUCCAACCCUCAGCUCCAUCCCUACCUCUACCCCUGGUUCAGGGUCUGCCGCCAUCCCUCUUGCAGCCAGCAGCCCCCAGCCACCUCCAGCCAGUCCAGACAUGGCUCCUGUAAACGGGAGCAGCACUGCUGGCAGCGCGCCGUCACCUUCGCCCAAUCACUCUGACACCACCACAGGAAGCGUUUUGGACGGGGAGGACAUGGACACAGCGGAGAUUGCCCGGCAGGUGAAAGAGCAGCUGAUCAAGCACAACAUUGGUCAGCGUGUGUUCGGGCAUUACGUGCUGGGACUGUCCCAGGGUUCAGUCAGUGAGAUCCUGGCCAGACCAAAGCCGUGGAACAAGCUCACCAUCCGAGGGAAGGAGCCUUUCCACAAGAUGAGGCAGUUCCUCGCCGAUGAGCAGAACAUCCUCGCGCUGCGCAGCAUCCAGGGACGACAAAGAGAGGGCUCAGGCCAGCCCCAGCUUAGCCGAGUGUUUCAGGAUGUUCCGAAGCGGAGAGCCCUCUCCGAUACAGCCUCGCACACAGGUAACAUUACAGCCCGCGUCCGCACCCCAGAGGCAGGUUCAGAUGAAGCCAUCAAGUCCAUUCUGGAGCAGGCCAAACGAGAGCUGCAGGUGCAGAAAGCUGACUUGUCCCAUGUUCAGCCUUCAUACACGGGCCUGAAAGGAGGGGGUGGGGGCGGCGGAGGGGGCAGCGGAUCAGAUGAAGCCAUCAGAUCCAUCCUUGAGCAAGCUCGCAGAGAGAUGGAGGCCCAACAGGCGGCACUGGAGCCCAUCCUCAAAGCUUCGUCUUCCUCGACUGCAGCGUCACUAUCUCAGCGGGACCUCCUGAACUCUCCACUCACAGCUCCCCUCCCCCCCUACAACCCCUUGGCACUUUCCCUCAAAAAGCCUCACAGCUCCCUCUUGUCCUCGCCCUCGUCGCCGUCGACCAUCCUGGACUUCAGCUCCGGCAUCAAGAGAGAGGGCAGGGCUUCUUCAGGGAUCGAUCUCUCUGCCGACGGACCUCUCAGGCUGGGUCGGGGCUCCGAUAGCUCGGCCCGCUCUGGAAGUUCAGGGGGAGUGGGUUACUGGAGAGAGCAGUGGUGGAGCAAUAUGCACACAGACACUCGUAAGACCUUAACCAGCCAGACAGCAGAGGAAAACCACAACCAUGAGGACUCCAAAGAGGGAAUAUUGAGUGACAGUCUCUCUCGACACAAACCAUGGAACAAGUUAAACCAGAGGAGCAGAGAGCCAUAUCUCCGCAUGCAGCCGUGGCUCAAUGGAGACCAGGGGCAAAACACACACACACAGCCAGCUCAGAACCAAGAGGGUACGCCCAAGACAUCCGCGAGCUGCAGCCCCGCUCCAGAAUCGCCCCUCAGUUCAGCUGAGGAGUCUGUCAAUGGUCUCGCUGGGGAUCCGCUCGCCUCGCAGUCCUCCAGUCUCAAACCCCCGUCUGAUGAUCCCUCGGGUGGGGAAUCUCAGCCCGGCACCCCGUUGCCCCUUCCAGGUCACUCGGGCCUCAGCAUCCAGGAGAUGGUUGCAAUGUCUCCUGAGCUCGAUACUUACGCCAUCACCAAGAAGGUUAAGGAGGUGUUGACUGAUAACAAUCUUGGCCAGCGUCUGUUUGGGGAGACUAUCCUUGGUCUGACUCAGGGUUCUGUGUCAGACUUGCUGGCCAGGCCCAAACCGUGGCACAAGCUCAGUCUGAAGGGCAGGGAGCCGUUUGUGCGCAUGCAGCUCUGGCUCCAGGACCCACACAGUGUGGAAAAACUCAUGGACAUGAAACGCCUGGAGAAGAAAGCUUACAUGAAGCGGCGGCUCAGCUCUUUGAGUGACAGCCACUCAGUGGAUGGGGUCUUGGCGGGGACAGAUUACGUGCAGGGCUCCCAGAGCCCGGGACAGCAGCAGCUGAAGAAGCCAAGGGUGGUGCUGGGUCCUGAAGAGAAAGAGGCUUUAAAAAAGGCUUACCAGCAAAAGCCCUAUCCCUCCCCGAAGACCAUUGAGGAGCUAGCCUCCCAGCUCAACCUGAAGACCAGUACUGUUAUCAACUGGUUUCAUAACUACAGGUCACGUAUCCGGCGAGAGCUUUUCAUAGAGGAGAUCCAGGCAGCUGGAGGCGUAGGGCCUGGAAGUGAGGGGGGCUCCCCUUCCCUCCGUGGGUCCAAAUCUGGAGAGGGGGACAGCUGCGACGGGACAGAAUCUGAAGGCACAGUGGAGACGCGCCAGGGACUGAGCAUUGGACUCGAGGAUCACAGAGGAGCAUGCAAAGACCACGACAUGGAGGCUGAGUCUGAAGCAGGGGGCUCUAAUAACUCCCCUGCCCAGUUAGACUGCACCAUGCCAGGCUCUAGCUGUGGACAGGGUGGACUGGGGCUUUUCAGCCUCACGGAGGCGUCCUCCAGUAGCUCUGCUUCUAGUACUAACAUCCCAGCCUCUGGCCCUGCCAGAAACCCCAGAGACAACAAUCUGCGCAAGAAGAAAGCAGCCAAUCUGAAUAACAUCAUCCACAGGCUGGAGAAGGCUGCCAGCAAAGAGGAUCCCUCAGAGUGGGAGUUCUAGCUCCCUCUGACCAUCCUUCAUCCCUCUUGUCUCAUAACCUCACGACCUCUAACCUUGGACCCCUCCUGCUCUGUUCCAGUCGGAGAGUGGACACAGCCAAAGUCAAGCUCAGCAGCCAUUUUUAUUACAUAGCUUUCCGAAAAGCGGAAAGAAUCAAAGAGUGGUUGGCAAAACCCUUAAAAAAAGAAGAUUUACUGAAUACCUAGAAGAACAAAAUAAGAGAACUUAAGUGUCUCUCCUGUUUUUUUUUUUUUAAACUGAGUUUUGUUUUUGUACUGAGAAAAGCACUUAGCCGUCCUGCUGGCCUCUGGCCCUGCUGUACCUCCCCUAUCACCAGCCACUGGUGCACCAGACUGGUUAGUCCUGAGCUGGGGUCUGACCUGCAGCUGGGGUUGAAAACUGGACUCAGUUACACAGGCAAGGCCUGACACAGCAGCUGUCACAGUGAUAGACACUGAUAGAUGAUAGAUAGAGACAGGAACUCUCUUACGAGAACUCUCACUUUCUUAAAGGAGAUUUUUUCCGCUCUUCUUCUCACCUCCCAAGUGUCCACAAACCUCCCCUCACUCAGUGAGACGCCUCAUUUUUCACACUGUAGAGUGACUGUUACAAACCCUUUGCCUUUUUCACUCACUGCGUGUGUAUGCGUGUUUUUUGUAUGUUAGGGGUUGUGUCAGUGUGCACGUGUGCGUGUGCGUGUGUCUACACACCAAAAAAACGGUGCGUAUGUGUGUUCUCUUCUCAGUGGCAGCAUGUUUUCUUUUUUAUCUCACUCCUGCACUCUUAUGAGGGUGGUGGAAGGCCCUGCCGGCUGAGCUGCCAUGGUUACUGAUUUAAGGAAGACGAACUUUGACCUGUUGUGUCCCCUAUCCUAUCCUGCUGACAGCCAUAUGAUGGCCAGGAGGAUCUCGAACUCCUCACUACCACACGCACUCAUCUGAAGAGGAAGGAAGGAAGGAAGGAACCCUCUUUUUGCCUCCUUAAGCCCUUCUUUUAAGGAUGAAGGAUGAUCUCUUUUUUUGAUAUUGCAAUUUGGUUGCCAAUAAGAGAUUGCACAGUCUAUUGACUCUAAAGAGUACAAAAUAGGGAAUUCUAGGAAGCAUUUGAAUUAGUACAAAACAAGAACACGAAAAAAAAAAGCGGAAAACAAGUUACUUUUGGGGAAAAAAAAUGAAUUAGAAUGGAAUGAUGUUGCAUUGUUGAAAUACGAUACAAUGAAUUCAAGUAGUACUGUAGCUGUCUGACAUGGUGAUGCUAUACGUGUCUCUUGUUGUUUGACGUCGUGCACCGAUGCAUCUUAGCCCAGCACUGGACCUGCUGGCUGUGUGUGUCUGCACCGCCGUCAAGUUUUCUCUGUUCACACACACGCACACACACACACACACACACACACACAUGCACACACACAUGUUUUUAUAGGCCAAAUCAGGAAGCGCGUGUGUGCGUGCAUCUCGUGUGCAUUUGUACUUGCCUGCAUGUAUAUCAGGGUCGAGGUCAAUUCACAGGUGUAGGAAGCGGGUUAGUCGCUGAAGACAUCCCUGAGCGAAAGCGCGAUUUUGCCCGAUGAAUCGCGGCGUACAGUAGUCGUUGGUGACCUUCAAAGUGAAUUCACCUCAGCCUUGGUGUGAGUAGUUACCACUCUCCUCCAGUCUUUCCUGUAUCCAGGGAUGUACGUCUUUUGCAUUGAAUUCUACUGUAAACACUACAAAUUAUAAGGCAUAUCACCUCCUCCCUGUCCCACACAAGCCCUCAGUGCCUGUCAGCCCACUGCCUCCCCUUUGUGCGUGACUGCCUGUGUGUGUGUGUGUGCGUGUGUGUGUGUGUGUGUGUGUGUGUGUGUGUGUGUGUGUGUGUGUGUGUGUGUGUGUGUGUGUGUGUGUGUGUGUGUGUGAGAGAGAGAAAGGAUGGAUGCGUGCACACGCGUGCCCGUCGAUCCACGCGCGUGCACGGGUGCGUGCGAUUGAGGUAUUUUAAGUGUUUCCAAUGAGUGGGGUCAUAUUUCGUAUCUACUUGCACACACUACUAGUGCACAACUGACACCCUUCUUUAAGCUGUUUGAUGCGUUACCAUUACAUUAAUCUUCUCACAAAGUAGUGUAAUACUAUGAUUUACUGUAGCUUGGUUUUAUUGCUAUUUUGCAUUUAUAGUUUGGUUUUUAUUCUGCUUAUUUAUAGGUGCUGUAUUUUUCAUUUAAUGUCUUAUCAUUUGAGUUGUCUAUUUUUUAAGGGAUUAUACUGUUCCUGAGGGCAAGUAACAUUUUUAUUAGACGUAUAGACUGCCGGCAGUAUUGGUUAAUAUUUACGAAGAUGUACUAGUUCUCAUUUGUUUGUAUAUUCAUGAAUCCUAAAGUUUAGUGUCAUUUGAAUAGCUUUGAGAAAUGUGUUUGCUACAGUUCAUGCUCCCGUCAGCAUAAAGCUUUUACCACAACAGUUAUGCCCUUAAAUUGCUAGCUAGAGAAUCAAAGGACAUAUCAAGAUCACUGAAUAUAUGAUAGCAUAUCUCUUUUCCUCUUUUCUAUUCUCCAGUAAUGUGUGUUUUGGCUGUUUCUUGGCCAAGCCCGACACUAACGCUCGGCAGGGCAUGCAGCUUUUGUUUAAUUUUACUUUUAAAUAGGGUUCACCCGCUCUUUAAUCGCGUUAACAUGAUUAACAGGUCCAAUUGCAGACACUUUGUCGAAUAGGUCAAAGGAAAUUACCUAAACACGUUAACUUGAAAGAGGUCAUAUCUGCCAAAUUGAGAUUAGAGAAGUGUACCAGCUAGCAGGUGUGCUACGCCACAUUGAGCAGAGAUAGCCAGCCUAUGAUUAUGCAGAAUUUCUAUUGCAGUCCGUGAUGAAGCACUUAUUAGGAUCUUUUUUGAAGACGUAAUCUGGGACAGGGUCUGUAAACACUACAACAGAGUACGAUCCCGGGGAUUCUGGGAAAUGUAUGCCUUUUUCUUAAGAAGUGGUUGUGAACCAAGCACAGACUCUUACCUGCACCCUAACACUAAAACCCUAAAGUCACCACCCAUGUUUUGUACCUGAUGAACAUACGCACCAUAAGCAGUCCCCUGUUUCAAACUACUCGUCCGGGUGCCAGAGAGGGCCGUUGUCCUGUACAGUUGUAGGUACUAUGAGUUAUCGUCUGCUUUUGCUUUCCCCUCGGUCCACCCUUAAGGUUCUGCUCCUCUUAAUAGUACUUCCAGACAAAUUGGCAGCCAAUCAAAAUCUACAGAUAACCCCACUGCACUGCCUUAAGAUGCAUUAGCUAAAAUUGGGUUCCCUCCGAAUUUUACACCUAUAAAAUUCCUCAACAUUGGCUCUUCCUGCAGACGACUGAUGUGAGACAUCAGUCUUUUGUAGAACUCUGAAGGCUCAUUGCCGUCUAUUGGACUGCUUGGAUUGGACACCCACGGCAUGUUUUAUGGUGAUGAAUGGUUACUGUAAAGCAUAAGCACUUAAUCCAUUUGCUGUUUUAUGACCAGAUCCAUCAACUCACCUAAACCAUGUGAGAUCAUCAGAUUUGUGCCUUUAACUGCCAAGCAGGGCACCAAACUAGUGAUGUCAUUAGAUUGAGACGAUUUCACCUGAUUUGUUCAUAAUCCGUCCGAACAUCUGGAUCCAAACAUGCCGCUCGCUUCAUAUUGGUACGUGACCGUUGACGCUUCUCAGCUCUCUGGGGAUGGUUGUAUAUAGCAGCUGGAAGACAGUGAAACAGCGAAAAGGAGAGAACAGACUUGUGUGUUCAUAUGACUGACCUGCAGACGCGCUUUGGUCCGGGUCUCAUUUCAAACGGUUGUUUUCCCACAAUGCAUUUCUUACGUUGUACAUAACGUAUCUAGCAACGAAAGGCCAGAGCAUUGAAUGAAGGAGGAAGCAUGCAGAAACAGCAUUCACUGUAAUAACACUGAAUUUAUUCAUAGGGCAUUUUGUAUUUUUUUCUGUUUGUGUCAGGUUUGCUGUGACAUUUGAUAACGGCACUACAGGUAUUGAUAAUGACGUGUGCCAAGUUUAAUGGUUAUUUGGAAAAAGAGACGUGUAAAUACAUUUGAUCAAGUAGCUAUUGACUCACUAUUGUCACAGAAUGCUUUUGUUUUUGAAGGCAGGAGGAGAGAAGGGACGAUUCAGGACUUUUCCAUGAUCCACAGAUAUUUUUCUACAAAUUUAAAUCAGAUGAUUCUAUACACUGUUGAAUAACAUUGUAAAGGUGUAACAGAUGCUGUAUAUCAUAUCAUGUUUUCUGAAGUCGUAAAGCUUUACUGUAUGAUCUGUUGAAGUAGUGGUUAUUCAUUUGACAUAUUAGUUGUAAUGGAAGCCCGAACAGCAGCACUGGUCACCAUAUUCAGGAAAAAAAAGAACGAAAAGAAAAACCUCAGAUGUUUUUUGUAAUACUUUUAGAAUAUAUCUUAUGAAGUGGGUUUUGUAAGGAAACACUUUCGAAUCAGUGGUGCUGUAUGCAUAGCACACUCAGUAAUACAUACACACAUAAUACAGCACAAUACACUCAUCGUUUAACCCCCCCUCCCUCACCCCAACAUAACUUGCGUGUUUUGUUUUGUUGUUGUUUUAUUUUAACGCUCACCUCUCACAUUGGCUCUGGCUAAUUUUAAGUCUUAACCCAUUUCCUCUUAUCUCGUUGGUUACUUCGCGCUCACCUGUACAACUCUUUAAGCCCAGACGUCCGCUCUGGGACAAUAAACAUUUCACUGACUACUCGCAAAACUUAGAAGAGGAAAAGCAAAAAGCCAAAUAGUGAAAUAGUCGUCCACCUCUGUUGAAAGGUCGCGCACAGUUUUCUCUAUGUCGUGUUCAGUUGGGUUCACCCAUAGCUUAAACCACAGUGUAGUCUGACAACCAAAUGACCUGGGGAGAUCUUCAGCUCCCCCUUUUGGAAAGCUUUAAGAUCCUUGUUGAGGCUUUAGCAAGUUCGGAGUGUUUUUAGAUGAUUUUUUUUCCAGCCUGUCAUCAACAAUGUGGAAGUAAUAAAUCUCAUAACUUCUCCCACUGCUUAUUUUGUGAGCGUGUGUGUGCGUGUACUUGUGUGUUGUAGUACAAAAGGCUGCAUGACUGUAAAGGGAUGGUUAAAAUGUUUUUUGAAAGUCGUUCCCCCAGCACUUCUGUCACUCCUGAGAUGCUCUCUUCUUCUUCGGGUUCUCCCUCCCUUUCAUUUUUCCUCAUGUAUCAUUGUUUCUUUAUCUUUCUAUUUACUAAACGUAUCAUGUUGUUUGUUCUCAGCACUGUAAAACAGUCCCUUCUACAACAUUGAAAAGCAAUAUCACUGUAUGAAACGUUCACAAUGUAUUUGUUAUGAUUGACAUUUGAUUCAUCAUCAUUAUUAUUCACAUGCACCCUAGGUGUGAUAAUUGAAGUAAAUCUCUUUUAUACAAA
Messenger RNA from Betta splendens (Siamese fighting fish), 9643 nucleotides. RefSeq names its product cut-like homeobox 1b (gene cux1b). The coding region runs from base 121 to 4275 and encodes 1384 amino acids. Gene Ontology annotation, cellular component: Golgi membrane. Gene Ontology annotation, biological process: regulation of DNA-templated transcription; intra-Golgi vesicle-mediated transport. NCBI's taxonomy places the organism in Eukaryota, Metazoa, Chordata, Actinopteri, Anabantiformes, Osphronemidae. The transcript has 23 exons. Gene Ontology annotation, molecular function: DNA-binding transcription factor activity, RNA polymerase II-specific; DNA binding. The record is from RefSeq and is a predicted model, not a curated record.